AUGGUACUCUCUUCUUCAAAAAAUAUCAUUAGCAGUACAGUUUAUUAUCAUGGUCAUGACGGUGUGCCUGAUAUUGAUCGUAAUCUACAAAAGAAAAUGCAAGGUAAAAUUUUCAUUAAAAGUCUUAUACUUUAUAGUGUAACUAAAUAACCCUUUAAAAAUAGUUGGAUAUAAAAUGGCAACGGUGUCACAGUAUUUUAAUACCAUAUUAUAACUUCGGUGGGUGAUAAUCACCUAAAGGCAUAAUUGCCAACCUGUAAUGUAACAGACAAUUAAUAUUGCGCUAUGCAAUUUUGAUAGCUGGAUUAAAGUUAAAAUUUAAUCAAGAAACGUUAAAGAUGAUAGAAAUUAUGUGUUUAUUAAAAUUAAAAACCGAUUGUGAUGAUAUUUUUCUUCUUUCAUCUUUAUUCGAUUUAGAUGCUUCCAAUUUGGAAACUGAAAUUCGUGUACUUAAACAAUAAAUAUACUUAUUAGAAAGUAACAAAGCAAAUUGUAAAAAGUAAAUUGAUUGGUAAACUAUCUCUGGAACCAGCAGAGAAGUUUUGUUUUUUUUUUUUAUUGAAAAAAAUAUACAAAAUAUACAAUCUGUACAUAAAACAAAUUGCAUUAAGUAAAUUAGUGAACAAGAAUGAUAAAUGACUGGGAAACGUGGAGCAGGGAAGCUAUCCCGUGAUAGGACCUUUUAAGAAGUUAAAUUUUGUAAUGUAUUUAGAGCUUUAAAAUCAUUCAUGGUCAUUCCUGUGACGACUUAUUCAUGAGAAAGAUUAUUUUCAAAAUUGAGCACAGUAAAAACUAAACUUGGUAGUGGUAUGUUGCAGGAACGUUUAGAUAACCUUUUAACUAUGUUCAUAGAACAGAAUAUGUACACAAAAUGCAUGCUGUUUUUUAAUAGUAGGUAUUACUAACCUAAAAAUGUGAACUAAUACAUAUAGUUAACAUUUUCCUGCCCUCCCCCCCCCCGUUAAGAGGGUCUAGUACCAAAUAUGAUUGCGCAUGCGCGUGUAUUAUUACCUCGGUGGGUAUUAGUCACUAAAAUCAUGUACUCCUGCAUUUUAUUAUUUUAAUUUGAUUCAAACCAAUGUAUUCAUUUUUUUUAAAGUCGAUGUUUCACUAUUUUAGAUUCUGAGCAAAACGAGGAAUUUAUUGGUUGUACAGUUUUUCUACCUUUAUUAAUUUUUUUUCUGUGAAUAACUUCUUUACCAGAAAUUCCGCUCCGAUUUGUAAGUGUAGCAUUUUUUUUGAAAGGAAAUUUACCUAACUUGGUACUUAAAAAAAAUUAUUUUUUUUUGAUUUUCCCAAGGGCUUUCAUAAUAAAUGAAAAAAAACGAUAAAGACGUUGGAAAAACGAGAAAAUGUACGAAAUGUAUUAUUUUAAAAUCGUAAAUAUUACGGCCCUUUUAAAAUAUAUAUAACUGAACUCUGCCCAAAAUCGUUUUGCGUUAGCCAAAAAACACCAAGAAAUAUGCACAACUAUUAUAUUGACUAGGUGUUAUGAAUUAUUACUAUUACUCAAAGUAAAUUAGACAAUAUAUACUGUGGCUUGGUGCAAGAAGGGUAAAAAAAAAAAACGUAUUCCUCUCUUCUUCUCAACGCCGAAUGUCUUUUAUAAUAAAUCAUUAUUUAACUUGUUGCAAGUGAUAGUAAAUCAAACUAGUAUCGUUAAAAAUACGAUAAGCGGUACUAUAAGUAUAUUAUUUUAAUCAUUAGUUAAUUUUUUUAACUUUUUUAAUUAAACAAUUUUAAAUUUAGAUAAAAUUUGAAAAAUUUGAUUUUUUUAUACAUAUUUAUGGUUGUUUUAAAAAUAAAUUUUAAAAAUUGAACAACUUACCUUGAAUUUUCAAAUGGAAGCAACAAAAAAUCAUGGAAAUUGUAUAGAUAUUUUUUGGAUUUUUUUAUGAUUUGUAGUUUGUGAAUUUUAGCUUUGGUAUGAAAAACCAGAAAUAACAUUUACGGAAUAACUAUUUUUUUUUCUGCAGACGAUUUCAUCGAGUAUGUGGACCGUAUUGUGUACGAUCAUAUUGGGUUCCUUAAUAAUGGACGUGGAAGUAAGUAUAUAAUAUUAAAAUACAUUUGCUCAACAUCCCCUGGUAACUAUAUCAGUCUAUUAUUGGUUGUUUUUUGGAGACAUCUAAUUCUGUUCUUAGAGUAUGACUGUAGUAAUGUUGUCUACCCUUAGUAGAAAUUGAUUAAGCUGUGUGUAUAAACAAAUAAGUGAACAGAAGUUCACUUAUUAUGAUAUUCUACUAUCAAUAAUUAUUAGUGUUAUUGUAUAUGCCGGGUUUCAGUUAUUGUCUCGUUCGUAUAAAUUACUAUUAAAAUAUUUCGCGUUGGUGCACUAUACGCGUGCAUUAACACCAUGUUUGUUCUGGUUAAUUAUUCAUUCAUUGCUAUUAAUUUAAAUAAUUAAUUUUGACUUCUCUGAUUAUUUAUUAGUUAAUUGUUUGAUUAUCAUUCAUAUAUAAUACAUAUAUGAAACCAGGACGAAAUUACUUUAUAUAAUAUCUUCCCUUCCCAACCUCCUACCUACUACAGUGAUACACCCGUCCUUAAUAUUCAUUUUUUUUUUUGAACUGGAAACGUUGAAACGCAUAUAUAACGUGAUAUAACGCAUAUAUACACGGUACCAAAAAUCAAAAUUGUUUGUUGGUUAAAAAAAAUAUUAAAAUUUACUACCAUAAGAUUUGUAAUUUUUGUUUAUUAUUUAUCAAAUAAUAUAAUAUUAAUAGUGGCGAUGGCGUCGUUUUCAUUUUAAUUUUCAGGUGGUGUUGCAGUAUUUUACGCCGACUGUACCCCUGUGUUUAAUGACGUCUUGGCUGCGGGAAUUAGGAUUCGUCAUUUGCUACGGGGCAAUCGAUUUGAAAUUAUACAGGUAAAUCACUGUAGAGACUAUUAGUCCAGUAAAAAUAAACAUUCAACUUCGGGAAAUAAUUCGCAUAAAGCUGAACGUUGGUACAGACCUUAAGUACAUCAUUAUAAAUAAAAUUGUAAAAGUCCCCAAUAAUUACUCUGUUGUUACAAAUAUCAUUUAAGAUCAAACGUCGCAAAUAUAGGUUUUUCUCAAUUAUCUCUUAAACUGUAAGUGUUUUUAUAAAAAAAAUCUCGAAAUUUUUAGAUCAGACGAUUAUCUAAAAAAAAGCUGUAUACUUUUUUUUUUUGGUUACAAAUAGUAGUAAAUUCAAGAGCUUGGGAUUUCAACAUUUAAAACAAUUAUAAUCUUCAUAAAUUUAAAAUAUUUUACAAUUUCAAUUUCGUUAAAAUGUUUAUUACAAAUUAAUCAAAUUUGCUGUAUUUUAAAAUCAUUUUUAUAGCAUAAACUCCAACUGAAAAUUAAAAACACGUAUAGUAAUGAUCAUGUCAAAGAAAUGCAAAGUACUAAAACUAAAGUAUACUCGUCGAUGUUCGAAUGCGCGACUGAGAUUACACGAAUAAAUUUACAUAAAUAAAUCUAUUAAAUACAUUUAUUUGAUUAUUAUAAACGGUCCAAACAAGUAUAAUAUAAAAAUAUUAUUUUAAUAGAAAAUAAUUAUCACUGAACACUAGCAAUAAUCGUUCUAAUCGCCGUGCUGCCGGAGUCGUUUUCAAACAGUGGUGGUAACGAUGGUAUAUAAUAUUAUACGGUACGAUGUGUUAUAUACUCGUAAACAUGAUAGUGCUGUUUAUUUGUAUUUUCAAUUAUUUCAAUUAAAAACGAAUACAAAUUUUAGCAAGAGUAGGAUCGUUGACAGCUUUUGAGAUUUUCAUAUAUGAUGGUGCACUUAAGGUACUAAUUAUUACGAAGUUAACAUUUGUUUUUGCUAUUUUGACUGAGCUAUGUAGACAAGUUUACCAGAUAUCAUUCUUUCCCCAGUAGAAAAGUUUCUGAACUAUCUAUAUAGUUUUAACAAACAUUUUAGAAAAUUGUAUUACAUCGAAUCGUAUUAGGUACUUUUUCGUAUUAUAGUAUAUCAACUAUUUUUGAAAUAUAUUAGAAUAUUGUAAAAUAUCGUACGAAUUAAAACAAAAUUGUAUAAAAAUACAUAUAUGUAUAUGUUACGGCUUAAGUUCGAAUUUGGAUAACAUGCGCAUUAUCCGAAUUCGGACUUUUGCCGUGAAUAAAAACUGUUAUGAAAUGGAUUAUGUAUGCAUUAUCCGGCUAAAGUAACUUUAGCCAUCGUGUUAUGGCUAACAUAAAAUAUUAUUAAUAAAUUCAUAAUAUAUAUUAAUUUUAAUAAAAUUAAUUAAUAUAAAUUAACAGUGAAAUAUUAAAAUAUAAUUUAUGCAAUAUUAAAUUUAUUUUUAUUAGAUACAAAAUUUAUGUAUUAGAUAUUAUCAAUUUUAUUUAUUAAAUAACAAAUUUUCAUUAUUUAUUUACACAAGGUAAACUUUCAUGGCAUUUAGAAUCGUAUCAAAUUCUUUUUUGAUUUUUUUUUUACAUUUUUGCUUCAUUUGGCAAGGCUCACAAAUCUUUAAAUACAUUAAUACAAUUUCUUGUGCGAUAAUUUUAUACCUCUUCUUUGUCUCAGCAAUCAUUCUGUGUUUCUCCCCUUGCCCUAUACUAUUAUGCAUUUCAUGAACAAUAUCGUACAUACUUUCAUUUUGAACGUAGUAGUAGACUGUUGAAAUGAUCACUGUCUAUAGGAUAAAUCAAUAUAUUUGUCUUCCCCGUUAAUAGUUACUACAUCGUAUUUUUUUAAACGUUGGUAAUCUGUGCUCGGUUUGAUUUCGCGUUUUUAAUUUCUAAUAUUAAUUCUGAAUAUUUUUUUGAGAUAAAUAAAUCUAAUUUUGCUUUUUAAUGCAAUUAAUUUAUUAAACACACGUACAAAUUAUUUUUUGAACACAUUAUACCUCCACGUUCCACUCCAAACACAAUUCAAUUUGAACUGACGUUUUAUUAUAGGUUAGGUAGAUAAGUACCCUUAAUAUAAUAUGGGAAAAUAAACAUCGAACGGUUACGAUGAAAUGAUUGCCAGAUAAGUGGUAGUGAGAGAUAGUGUUAUGGUGUAUUGUUACUAUUAUUUAUUAUUAUUGUUAUAGCAAGUUAAAAUGCCAUCUUAUCUUUGUACGGGUUUUACGUCAUAAAAAGAGCACCAUUAGUAAUUUCAUAUCUUUCAUUUAGUGCUGUUGAAAAUAUAAUAUAAUACCUAUCAAGUUUUGCACAUUUUUUCUUACCAUUUACUUCAUCUAUCCUUCAAUGGUUAAUGUACGAAACUAUGAUUUUAAAUUUUAUAUGUUUACAUUAUCCAACUAGUAUAGAUAAUGGUAUACGUUAGCCAUGUUUCGGACUUUAGCCGUGAUAUAUACAUAUAUAUAUAUAUAUAUAUAUAUAUAUAUAUAUAUUAUAAAAUAUACAGUGUCCCAGGAAGAUAUACUCAUUGCAAUAUCUCCGAAGAUAAAAAACUUAAUCAAAUAUUGUUUUUGUUUUUUUUUUUUUUUAAUAUUACUUACAGGGAUAAGGAUUACUAAAAUUUAUAUUUCAAUUAAUUUUUUAUGUUUUAGUAUGAUGUUGGUAUAAUGUUGACGUAUCAAAUUUUAUUUUCAUUAAAUUCGUGAUUUUAAAUUAAUUUUUAAGUUCAGAUAAAAAAGACUGACAUACUUAGCACGAUAGUGGGCUACUGUUGUAAGUGAAAUUGAAAGGUAGAAGGGAAUUAAAUUUAUUUCUAAACGCGACGAUAAACCAUUUGGAGGGAAGUUUCAUUUAUAAAUGUACGUACAUUUUCCCGUUUUUCCUAAAUUUUUUCCCGGUUUUCCUCAAUUAUUAUGAAAACCACUUGAAAAAUCAAAAAAAUCUUAUUGUAAUAAGAAGAUAAAAUUUACUUUUAAAAAAGGUGCUACAUCUACUAUAUCGGAGCAAGAUUGACGGUAAAAAGUUUUUCGCAGAAAAAGAAAAUUAGUAAUUAAUUUUAAAUUUAAUUUAAUUAAAAUUAAAUUACCAAUACAUUCUUCGUUACGUUCCGAAUCUAAAAGUGUACAGUCAAUUAGCCAUAAUAAUAAUAAUCAAUUAGCGAAUAGGAUUAUAGCCUGCUGCAUAAUUAUAAGUAAUUUUCUCUGAACUUUAAACAAUUAUUAAUAUCACGAAUUUAGUGAAAAUGAAAAAUUGAACCGAUAAAACUUUAAGAAAGUAUAAAAUAACAAUCUUUAAAGUUUUCAAAAAUAAUAAAAUAAAAAUUUAUUUUUUAGUUUUUUUACCAAAAUAUAAAUAUUUAACUCAAAUAUAAAUAUUUAUAGUCCUCAUUCAUAUGAGUAACAUAAAAAAAAAAAUUAGAAUUUGAUUAGGUAUAUUUAUUAUCUCAGGAUAUAUUGCAAUGGUUAUGUCUUCGUGGGAUACUCAGUAUAUACUUAAAUUUAACAAAACGUUAUACAAUAUAUUUUACGGUGAAGUCUUGUCAACUAUAUUUUCGUCCCCAACAUCAGAUCUGCUAGUAUUAGUUCGAUUAUCAGCUUCUAUUAUGUAAAGUUCGAUGUCGAUAUUAUAUAUAAAUACCUGAUCUGUUUCUAAAAGCAUAAUAUUAAAUAUUCGGUUUGUCCGUUUCGUAUUAUACAGGAUACUGAAGCAGUUCCGUACCAGGAAAGCCCAUUGCUGGGUGAUAAGAGACAGGGAUUUGCUCAGAUAUCUGUCGUUUGCCGUGACAGUAACCGUCAUUUACUUACUCGCUUGGACCACGGUGUGUCUAGACUUUUUCUACGAGGGCGGAAAACUAUUGUAUCAGGACGCCAAAACCGUUGCUUGCAAACCGCAAUGGUGGAAUCAUAUCACGGAACUUGGUAAGUUUACGGUGGCGUCAUGCAGUCUCUUAAAAAAUGUAUUCGAAAAUCAUUCGAUUCGAUUAUUAUAUGAUAGCCUGCUGAUCAAGUAGUUCUAGUCGGGUUUUCAUCGGUUAGUGCAGAUGAAAUUUGAACGUGUAUGUAUCGUCCUAUUCAUUUAUAAUAUUGUAGAAAAUAUACUUACUGAAAUCCGAGGGAGGUUUAAAUACCAUCUAUAUAAAUACUAAUAAUAAUAUAAUGAACCCUUGGGGUAGAAAAAUCAAUAGGCGCGCAAUAUCAGGGUCUGUAAAUUUGUUGUUUCGUCGAAUGUUCAUAUACGUAGAUGGCGAGGACAAAACGGACGUGCAAUAAACCGCCGCCACCACGACGCACUGUGACAAUAUUAAAGAAAUUGUAGCGGCGGCACGUUAAUCGUAUGCUUAGAAGAUAAGAACCAUCAUUGCCUGAUGUGUUUUUAUAUUUAAAUUCUGAGCGGAGCAAUGGAUGUGUUGGUUUUAUUAUAUGUGUGUUUUUUUUUUGAUUGUAAACUACAUUUCAACCAGAAAAAAUAUUAAAAAGAUUAAAAACUACCAUAGAAACAAUUAUAAUAAAAAAAUCUAAUGAAAUCAAUAGGUAUAUAUUUAUUAGAACGGUUUCAUUUAAUUAUGUGAUUUUUUUAAACUUUUACUAUAUUAAUAAUAAUUAUUGUCUGUAACAACUUAUAUUAUUAUUACUAUACCUAAAGAUUUAUUAUUAUUACUUGUGUUACGUAUUAAUUUACUUUAACCUUUUAAAAUAUUUAAAUAUAAUGGCUGUUAUGUGAUUUUUAGAUUCUCAAUAAAUUCUGAAUGAUUUAAUAAAAAUGUUUAUUUUUUUUUCUGUGGGCAACUUUUCUACCAAAGAUCUCGCUCCGAAUUUUAAGUGUAGCAUUUUUUCCGAAAGAAAUUCGGACUGGAGAGGUACUUUAGGGAGGUAAUCUUUUGAUUUUCUCAGGAGUUUUCUCAACAAAUAUGAAAAACAAAAAACAAAUCUAAGGAAAAAGUAAGAAAUUUAGGUAUAAGUUUAAAAAUAUUUUGGUCUUAGUUUUUCCUGUAAAAAAUUUUUUUACUAGAAAAUUUGCUCCAAUUUCUGACAGCACCUAUUCUAAAAGGAAACCAGACUGGGAAGAUAUUUUAGGGUAGUCAUUUUUCGAUUUUCCUAAGAGUUUUCCCAGCAAAUGUGAAAAACCGGAUAAAAACAUGGGAAAACGGGGAAAUUCGGAUCAAUAUUAAACAAAUAUUAUUAAAGAAAAUAUAUAAUGUCUAUUUAAUUAUUUUACUAUAAUACGGCAUAUUUAUUGUCAAAAAACCAUCACUAUCAACUGAACUUCGCUCAGAAUCGGUUUUUUGUUAGUAUUGGUUUAUCGUUUACAGAUUUACAUUAAAUUUCCUUUUGUUUCCUACCUUUCCAACUUUUCACCUACUGCAGCACUCAUCCCUAUUAUCCUACGACAGCUUUUUUAAAACUAAUUUAUUAGUUUUAUUAUUAACUUAUUGACUGUGAUAAAUUAUAUUAUUAUUAAUAUAAGGUAUUACUUUAGGUGCAUGGUUACCAAACAAUAUUUGACGAAAACGACUGAGACGCGUCUCCCACUUUACACUAUUUCCUUUAUUCCGCGAGACUGGUCUCUAUAAAUUCGCCCAUUAAAUUUCAUGUUAGGAGGUACUAAUGUAUCAAGUAUACGGGGCACGUCAUAAUGAAACGUCUGAUACAUGGUUAAUUUAGGUCCUUGAAUAUCAUGUGUGUUUACUUAGACAAAAAUCGUGUUUGCAUGUUUAUAGCUGAACUCAUGGUGUUGGCCGUGGGCUUCUACUACGGGUAUUCGGCCCGAAACGCCAACGUGCUGUUCGACGAACGCCAUUACCUCUACUACGCCAUAACCACCGAAUUGACUUUUAGUUCCAUAUUCUACGCCAUCCGUGCCCUCUACCCAAUCUCAAUGUUCCAGAAUAUCAAAUUCGUCGUCGCGAUUGUCCGUGGCAUGUUAACCAACCACUUCGCUCUGCUCAUCAUUUUCGGACCGAAGGUACGUAUACGUAAUGAUACGAAGAUGUAUAAAAUACAUUUAUACAUUUGAUUAUACACAAUGUAUAGAGUUAUAUUAUUAAGGGUAUAAAAUAAUUUAUUUUUCCUGUUUAUUUGCCCCCACCGCGCUUAAAGGGAAUCGCGCUAGAAUUGCUUCCUGGGCCUGAAGAACUUUUUAUUUGUGGUUAUCAUUCUAUUCUUACUUACAAACACCACAUAUAUAUAGUUAUUAGGUAUAUAUCUAUGACGAUUACGAAACUUUCUAAUUUUCAACUAUCAAACGUUAGCAGACAUCAUGGUAAGGUACUGGUUUUUAGUGUGCUAGAGUACUCGUCUUACAAUUGUUGUUAUACGAUUGUUGGCGUACUAGUAUAACUAGUGAUAAUGCCGCGGCGUACCAUAAAUAUUUGUCGUUUGUUUUUUUCCCCCCAAUUAUUUUUGAAAACCCCUUGGAAAAUGAAAAAAAUCCAUCCCGAUGCAACAACUAGAUAAAAUGUGAUUUCAGAGAAGUACUACACCAGAUACAUUGGAGCAAUUAUCUGUUUGAAAUUUGCUCACAGACACACACACAGUCACAAAAAAAAUGGCUGAUUCUGGGAACGGGUAUACCACUGUUGUAAGUUGGAAGUUGGGAAGGCAGAAUCACAAAGUUUUUUAGUUUAUACCUGUAAUCAACGGAAAACAAUUGCUAACGAAAAACGAUUUGAAGCAAAGUUCGGUUAUGUAUGUUUUGAAACGGUGUAAUAUGUAUGAUUUCUGACAAAAUUUGAUUUUAAAACUUAAAAUAGUAUUACUUUGUAUUUUUUAUUUUCGAAAUAAACUUCUUAAUGAAUUUCCAUACAUUAUUGUUUAUUCUAAAUAUUUUAUCUAUAGGGUACCUAUUAAAUACAAAUUGCGUACAAAAUUCGCAAAAUUAAAAUGCCUAUAAACUGCCAUAAAUAAUAUUUGGGUAAACUACAAAAUUCAAAUUUAAAUUUCAAACACAACUUGACUAUUAUUUUAUGUUAUAUUUUGACCGUUAUUUAGAGUGUCCUCUAAGUUUUCUGUCAACAUUUCAAGUCUACGAAUAUUUUUAAUUGAAUUAUUACAAAAAAUAUAAUUUAAGAUAAUAAAAAUUAUUAUUUUUGUAAAUUUUUCGGUUCUAUCUACGAUUUUGUUCAAUUAUUAAUAAGGCAAAUUAAAUUUGCUUUAUAGCUUAGUCAGGGGUCGCCAACCUUUUCCAACUAGUGAGUGACAUUCAAAAUUUUAAGUCUGGACUAAGAUGAUCAACAUAAUAUAUUUAUUUAGAUUUCGGGCAUAUUAUUUAUAUUUUUAAAUUCAUUCAGUAUAAAGUAGGUAUGCAUUGUACAUAGUAUAUACUAUAUAUUAUACAGAGUGAUCAAUCUAUCGUAAGACACACGUAAUCUCGGAAAGUAUUAACUUUUUGCGUAAUUUGUUUUCUAGAAUAUUUAAGAAACAAACUGUUCUACAAUUUUAUAUUUAUGUUAUUUUUGUCACCCUUAUUUUCAAAGGUAAAAUUACCUAUUUUUGAUUUUCAAAUGGCUACUUAUAUUGAAAAUUCCAUAAAUAAAUGAAGUAUUAGUUAAAAUAAUCGUCGGUGUUCAAGUUUUUGGUUUCCGUCAAUCCAUUGACGAGAUAUUCCAUUUUUAAGUUUGGGUUUGGCGAGAGAGUUGGUUCAUUACAAACACGCCAUGCACCGACCGCCAUACAAAUGAUAAUUACUCUCCUCCAACCACAACUAAGUGAAAUAUCUCGUUAAUGAAUUGACGGAAAUAAAAAAUGUCACCAAAGUUUAUUUUAACUAAUACUCCGUCUAUUUAUUGAAUUUUUAUUAUAGAUUGUCUUUAAAAAUCAAAAGUAGGUAGUGGUUUUACCCCUAAAAAUAAGGAUGAUAGAAAUAACAUACAUUUAAAAUUGUAGAGCAGAUUGUUUUGAAAAUUUUCUAGAAAAUAAAUUCCGGAAAAAGUUAAUUGUUUCCGAGAUCAUGAGUGUCUUACGAUAGAUUGAUCACUCCGUAUAUAUCUAUGUCUUAUAUUUUUAAAGUUAACUUUAUUAUGUGAACAAUAUGUAAACAUUUUUUUUUAUAAAUUAUGUGAUAGUUUACAUUGAUUCUCUGCUAGUUUUGAGAAUUCAGGUGUGUAAUUAGAAACAGCUGCUCGUAAACUUGAAUGCAAAUUUUUGUUUGUCAUUCUUGAUCGAUGUACUCGUAUUUUUUUCUUCGAAUACAUCGUACUCGAAAAUAUUGACCCACGUAGUCGAGUUAAACCAAAAAUGAAGUUAUAGGAGCAAUAUAUCGUAUAUUUGAGUAUUUUUGAGUACUUGCGUGCUUCUAUGUAAGGUAUCAUAGUGCUGAAGAUUACAAAAAUAAUAUUUUAUUAUCUGAUUAUUUAAAACAUGGUGGACCGAUAAUGGUAAAAUUAAUUUUUAUUACGAUUGACCUAUAUUCCUAGAAAGAUCGAUCAGUCGAUCAUGAUCGUGAUUGGCCAACUGACCAAUUCAUUCAAGGGAGGAUAUUUUGAUAAUGGAGGACCUAAAUUUUAAAAUGUACUUUUUUUUGUUUUUUUAUAUAUGGUCACCAUACGUAUACUUCAUAACUGUUAAAUAUAUCCAGACAUAAACGAAUCAAUUAUAUUAUAAAAACAAAUAGUUGAUUUUAUUUUUUCAAUUAAUGGAAUUUGUAUAGAAAUAUUCUGGUAUUUAAAUUAUAAUCAUGGGAUUCGGGUACUAGCAUUAACAUUUAGAGUACUAAUCCUUAAUCGUUAGCACCCCAGCGAUUUGUGUCAAUAGUAGAUGUAGGUAUAAACAUUAAAAAUAAUAAACCGAUGGUGGAAAUACUAGUAUACGGUUAAUCAUGCACGUAUUGAUCACGAACGCAAAACGAAAAUAUUUGUUUAUAAAUUAACGGUUAUCUAUAUUUCCAUAAAUAUCUUCAACGUAUAAAUAUCUGUGGCGAGUUCUAUAUUUGACACACAAAGUAAAUUUUCUCUAGUGUUAAUGACCUGUCAUACUAGACAGGUCAUUAACAUAUAAAUUACACUGUGAAAAAAUUAAUACAAGAAAUAGAUUAUUACGUAAGCUAAUUGGAUCUCCUUAGGGUGCGGGAGCGUUAUUAAGAGUUUGGGCUUUAGUUUUCUGUUUCUCAAUCAGAGAUUUCGCAAGUCCUGUGAGGGAAGAUCUAUACCUAAUCGAUCCAUACCGGAUACGGCUGACCGUAAUAUUUUAUUUUUUAUCUAUACAUUUUUAUUUAUGUAUUUACUUACGAGUAUUAACUAUUUUGAUAAUUUAAUUUUUACUUUAUUAUUUUAUUAUUUAAUGUUAAUCUUAUAUUAUUUUAUAUCAAGUUAAUCCUUUUGUUUUACUCAUAUGUAUAUUCUAUUUGUACUGUUGCCUAAAGCGAAAUAAUAAUAAAUAAUAACUACGUGGUUUAAGAACCAAGAAACACAGAGGCUUCCUGAGUUCUGAGGCAUUAGGCACUGUCCCGAUCUGCUCUAUGCUAUCCUAGUGCUUUUCCCUAUUAUAGCUAUGCCACUAGCACUACUAUUCUCUUCUUAUCUACAAAAUGAAAAAAUUAAAAGUGGCAUAUUUUGUUAAACUGAUAUUGAUAGUUUACAUGUUGACAGAAAUUAAAUAAUAUAACUAUAAAAUCGGUUUAAACUAAAACUUCAUAUUAUUUAAGGCAUUUUUUAUAUAGGUCACUAUUGGAAAAUCAUAAAUGGGUAAGGGUUUCAUCCCCGAAAGUAAGAGUGACGAAAAAUAACGGUAAUCAUUUGUGGAACUACAACUUGGGCUAACUAGGCUGUGGCCAAAAUAUGUAUAAAUGUAUACAGUAUAGAUAAGUAAUAUAUUAAAUGGAUAUUUCCAAAAAACAAAAAAACCAAAAUGAAUUUGAAAUAAAUAACAAGACUCAAAAUAAAAAAAGAGCUGAUACUGGGGAUGGGAGUGGCCACUGUUGUAGGUGAGAAGUUGGGAAUGUAGGUUACAUAAAGUUAUUUCUUUUAUAUCUGUAAGCAACGGUUAACUAUUGCUUGACGAAAGACGAUUCCGAGCGCAGUUUGGUAAUACAUAAUUUGAAGUGCCGUCAUUUUUUUUGUGAUUUUGGUUUAAAUUUAAUUUCAAAAUGCUUAGUAAAAAAAAAAAAGUCAUCCGAUAAUUUUAGAAUUAUUCCCACGUCUAGGUAAGUCCAAUAUAAGUAUUAUUAAUAAGUUUCAAGUUUCUACGUGUGUUUAUAACCGAAUAACAGCAAACAAACUUCCAAAAAUUAAAAUUCCUUAAAAGCUCUAAAGUUUUGACGACGAUACAGUCAGAAAGUAAAUCAAAAAGAUAUCUUGUUAUUUUUCGAUUAAAUUAUUUUUUUUUUUUGGUAGAAAACGUCGUCCGUGUUUUUUUUAUAAACUAAUGAAAUAGUGAAAUUGUACGUUUUCCUACGUUUUUUCCCACUUAGGUGCUUUUAUUUAAAAAAUGGUGUCGAAAAUAAAAAAAAAAAUACCUCUAAGAUACCCUAAUGUACCAUCUAGAAAACUUGAGCUUUCAGAAAAGUUACUACACAUAAAAAUCGGAUCAAGUUUACUAGGAAAAAGCGUGUCCACAGACUAGAACAAAGAACAAAGAAAAAAUAAAUAAAUAUCUCGGUAAAACCAAUAGCCCCUCGCUACGCUCGGAAUCUAAUAUUAUUUUCACUCCCAGAACGGCCACGGCAACCGGGUUGUACUUUUAAUAAUUUCCUAUAAAGCCCAUAUUAUCAGUACUAUACUAUUAAUAUUAUCAUGGAAUAAUUGAUUUUUGAUGAAAUUAAAUUACAUUAUUAAGAUAUUAUGCUGCUGACUGUAAACUUCAUUUAAACAAAUUUAGUGAAGGACGAAAUUUCGGGGAGGGGGUUUUGACCGAUACGGUAAACAAAAAUGUUGACCGUUAAUUUAUAAUAAUUUCUUACGUUAAAUAAUAUUGGUACAUUUAUUAUUUUACAAUGUAUCGAAAUAUUUUAUGUUGAUUAUAAAUAAUGUAAAUUUUUAAAUAACUGUAUGUUUACAAUAAUGUAAAUAUCGUAAUAUUUUAAAAGAUCUUAAAUAAUUUGUUUUAAGUGCAAAAGGAAAUGUAAUUAAUUAAUUGAUUAAAAAGUAUUGAUACUGGGGAUGGGUGCAGGAAAUGUUGUAGGUUAGAAGUCGGGCAAUUAGGAUACAUAAAAUCAUUUAAUUUGUAUCUGUACGCAAAUAUAAAUCAUUAUUAACGAACAACUAUUCGGAGCGAAUGUUAGGUUAUACAUAUUUUAAAACGCCGUAAUUUUUAGGAUUUUUGUCACAAUAUGAUGUUAAAAACAAAAAGAAAACUAAUGCAUUAAACUUAAAUUUGUUUUUUAGACCACUAACUAAAACGUAUAAUAUACCUUGUGUUAAAUUUUUAAUCUUUUCUUUAAAGUCAUAUAGUUUGAAUAAAAGGUGCCUACAAAAUAAAAAUACAUAAAAACAAGAAAAUAUCAAAUACCUAUAAAUAGCCUAAAAAUGACUCGAAUGUUUUGAAAACUGUAUCACGUAUACAAAAGGUCAAUAUAAAUCUUUGUGAAAACUGUAGGUCUCUAUAAUAAUUUUCAAACCAAAGAACAAAAAAAAAAGAAACUAAAUUUCGUAAUCAUUACCGUAUUUCUUAUGUUUCCUGGCUUUUCGUAAUUAUUAGAAACAUAUUACGGAAAAUCAAACAACUUUAUCAUUAUCAAAAUAGAUAAAAUAUGCUAUUCUUUAAUUUUAAACAACGAUUUCUGUUAGAAAAAUAUAAUUUUAAACAUUUUAAAAAAUGAAAUCGUUGCUCCGAAAUUUUUUAAAAAAAUCGUAUUUUUAGGUUAAUCUCAAUUAUUACGCAAACUACAUUAAAUAUUACAACCGAUUUUAUUUGUCAGCGAUUAAAUAUUAAAUAAAAUAAAAUCAAUUGGAGCAAUAUUUCUGGUAGAAAACAUAAGAUGUAAGAGCUCAAAUCAAUGAAAACGGUAACAUCGCAGUGCACCGUAAAUAUUUGCUGUUUUACCAAUAGUUUUCUUUCAAAAAUUUGGAAAAUCGACCUUCUCAACUGAUCUUCCUAAUGCACCAACUAGAUUAAAUUACCUUUCAGAAAAGGUGCUACACUUGAUAAUUGGAACAAGAUUUUAGGUUGAAAAGUUGUUCACAGACUUAAAAAAUAAAAAUAAAAAUAGCAUACAUUAUAAUGAAACCAUUAAAUCCCUUGCUAUGGUCCGAAUUUAAAAAGAACUUAUGCUGCUGAUGGAUGUACCAAUUUUGUUGGUGGGAUGUUUGGGAAGUAGUAUACUUAUUAAUUAUUACACACAUAGUAUUUAUUAAAUUAUCUUUUUACGCAGAGAUAAAUUAUUGUCAAGUACCCAAUAUGAUUCUGAGCGUAGUUCAGUUAAAGCUGUUUAAAAUACUGUGAUUUUUACUAUUUUCGUCAAUAUUUAAAAUAAAAAAACACGAAAUACGACUUUAUUACACAUUUGAUUACGAUUAAUUCGACUGAGGCGGAUCCACUAUUCCACUACCACAUUACUCCCGAGUGGCAAGUAGUGUAAUUUAGUCGGGCAAGUGAGCAUACAAAUACGUUUUUCGAUUUUGGUGCCUGUUCAUAUAAUAUGUGUAUCUAUUAUACACAUUACACAUGAUAUAAAUAUUAUUAAAAUAUAUGUGUUUUACGAGUGUAUUAGUUAUAAUUUAUAUAGUUUUAAACUGAGAAAGUUUUUUUGUUUUAGGUGUGGUACCAAAAAAAAGUAAACGCUGAACUUCGCCUUUCCGCUUUAAACCCGGAAAUCGUUGAAACAUUGAAACCCGACUUGAUCGAUGGCGAUAUUAGAGAAUUAAACAUUGCAGAAAUGACCCCAGACGAAAUCCGAGUAAUUAUUCGUGUUUAUAUUUUUAUAACUAUUCUAGUUAAAUUACCCGGAGAGUGAAACCACUUUGUGUUUUCGUUGUUGACGUUACGGGCUGAAAAGUUGGUACUACUAAGACUACUCCGAGGAUAAUAUUAUAAUAGUUAAAAAUAAAUUACAAUUAAUAAACCCUCGAAACGUACGUUUCCGCAAAUGUAUAACCGUAUGGUUUAAUAAUAUACAAAUACAUUUCACUAGUUCAAAUCUUUGAAUUUGGAUGGAUUCUUCAUCAUUAAAUUUAAAUGGCUUUGACGUAAACAUUGAGGCCGUUAUACAACUAUUAUAUUACAUUGGCUUAUAACACAUGUAUACAUUUUUAUAUAUUGUAUUUAUUUGCAUAAGUAUAUAUUUUUUGUAACUCUUGAACAAUAAAUUUAUUUUAAAUUUGUAGUAAUAAUAUUGUUGUUAUAAACGCACGGAAAAUAACGUUUAACGAAUUUUGCAUUAGUUUAAAGAUUAAAAUACCAGAGGAUUCAUUUAAGUGGAUACUCUCAUUAUCUCGAAAAAUAAUUAACUUUUCCGGAAUUCGUUUUUCUGGAACAUUUAAAGGCCCCCAUACACGAUCAAACAAUGUGUGAAACUACUAUGUUUGUGCAAACAUUUUGAUAGUGUAUGGAAUGGAUCGAGUAGUUGCGCAAUGUUUUGAAACCAGAGUUGCGGUUUUCGGUCGAGACCGAAAUAUUUUGUGCAACGCCCGGUGAUUGAUAAGCGGUUUGAACGUCUAUGUCGAUGUUUGACAAGCGUCAGUGAUGAAUAUAUCAUUUUAUUGUGUUCAUUUAAAGUGCCGAAUUUUCUUUAUUCUUUUUUAUUACUUUUACUUUUUUAAGCAUUAAUUAAAAUAUUAAUAUUUAUCAUUAUUAUUAUUUCUAACAACUCCCCGAACGUAUCUGCAUCCAUUCUAAGACAGUUUUGGUAGUCUACUAUUGAACGCAUUUUGAGUUCUGAGUUCUAACUAAUCGAUCAUAACCAAAUUCUGUUCUCUUUUUUAACCACUUUUUUCCUACGUUCAUAUUCUCUGCUUUCUAUUUUCUUUUCCGUCAAACAUCCAAUAAUUAUCGCAGCGCAAGCAAUUUCUGUGUCGGACAUUAUGUCUACGUAUACAAAAACGUACUGAGGUUCACACAAGCCGUUUGAACGUUUAUGUACGUGUGUUUGCACAAUCAUGUUUUUGCGCAAACAUAGUGGUUGCAUAAAUUGUUUGAUCGUGUAUGGGGGCUUUAAGAAACAAUCUGCUUCACAAUUUUAUAUCUGUGUUAUUUUUUGUCACUCUUAUUUUUUUUGGGGGGGAGGGGUAAAACAACUACCUAAUUUUGAUUUUCAAAUGACAACCUGUAUUUAAAAAAGUCCAUAAAUAGAUUGAGUAUUAGUUAAAAUAUAUUUUAGUGUUGACAUUUUUGAUUUCUGUCAAGCCGUUGACGAGAUAUACCACUUUAAAUUUUAGAUUGGAGGACUGUAGUGAUGCAUUCUUAACACGCCGUGCGCAGUACCACCACACAAUGGAUAUUUCGCUACUCUCCUCCAACCAAAACUCAAAAGUGUAAUAUCUCGUCAACGAAUAGACAGAAAUGAAAAAUGUCAAUACUAAAAUAUAUUUUAACUAAUACUCAAUCUAUUUAUGGAAUUUUUUAAACACAGAUUAUCAUUUGAAAAGUAGGUAGUUGUUUUACCCCCAAAAAUAAGAGUGAUAAAAAAAAACAAAACUAAAAUCGUAAAGUGGCUUGUUUCUUAAAUGUUCUAGAAAACAAAUUCCGGCAAAAAUUAAUACUUUUAAUGAGUCUAUCCACUUUAAUGAAUCACCUAGUAUAUUACGGAAUAUAAAUGUUUAAUAUAUGGUAUUUUGCAUUUUAUCGAAUAAACUGAAUUUCAUUUUUUUCUUAAAUUUAAUUUUAGGAAGAAUUUAAUCGUGUCUAUACACAAUUGGGUUUGCUGCGUGAUAAAAAUGUAUGCAAUAAAAACCCUCAUAUAUCUAAACGGAAAGGUGGAAAAAAAUUGCCACAUAGACGAUUUUCAUUGCAGGUAAAUAAAACGAUCGAGUUGAGAAACAAAAUAGAAUUUAAUAAUUGGGUACUUAAUCUUUUUGAAUUUAUACAAGAAAAAUUAUAUUGUGUUUAUUUUUUUUACUUUCUUGGAACGACCCCAGAAGAAAGGUCCACGAGACAAUAAGGUACGAUAUACUUACAUUAAAAUAGUUAUUGACCGUUAAUGACAAAUUGCGCAAUUUAAUUUUAUUGUCAUAAUAAUAUAAUUCAAACAAUUUUUGUUAAAGGUAUCCAUUAAAAUUCACCAAACAACUACAGAUCUGGACGCGUCUGAGAUAACCGAAGCUAACGAUUUAAACGAACAGUGUAAAUCUCCCGAAGAUUCGGUUAGUAGUGAUGAAAAUCCUCAAGCCGGAGGUGACUACGACAAUGAUUACAAUUGUCAGUCGGCCACGGAAAUAUUCGAAAUAUACGAGCCCGUGAUUGUCACACACAAACAUAAAUACGUCAUUGGUAAGUAAAAACUAAAAAUAAUAUUAGUUCUUAUUUUUUUCAACUUUCUGGCAUAGAUUUUUUUUUAUCUAUUUAUACUACAUUAAAUUAAAUACUUACUUAUUUUUGUUGGUACUAUAUAUUAUUAUAAAUUCGUAAUCCGAGGUUUUACAUACAUAUUUAAUUACGUUACAAUAAUAAUUAUACAUUUAUAAUAUAUUUCAUUAUAAAAGAUAGGGGUUAAUUCAUCAACGAAAUAGCAGCUAUAAGAAAAGACGUUCUAGGAUAAUGGGGACGGGUGCAGCAACUUUUAUAAAUAAUUAAACGUAUACCUGUGAGCAACGAUAAACUAUUGCUUACGAAAAAACGAUUCUGAGCGGAGUUCAGUUGAUAAUGAUGCUUAACAACAAUAUAUAUAUGUCAUUUUAUAGUAAAAUAAUUAAAAAGGUUUUAUAUAUUUUCUUUAAUAAUAUUUGUGUAAUUUUGUAUCGAUUUUUCUAAAUUUCCUACAUUUUUUCCGGUUUUCCUAUGUUUUAUCCUGCACAUUUGCUUAGAAAACUGAGAAAAUCGAAAAAUGACCUCUUUAAAGUACCUCCUAACGCCGAAAAAAAGUUCCUUUCAGAAAAGUUGCUACACGUAGAAAUCCAAGCUAGUCUAGUAAUAGAUUACUAGAAAAGCUGCGUAAAGAUGAAAAAAAAAACAAUUUAAACAUAUUUGUAGAACUAUACGCUUCUUCGCUCCACUCAGAAUCUAAAACUAUCAAAUUUGAUUUGUAUUGAUAAAUUAGUAAUUUAUAACAAUGAAACCAAAUGAAAUUAAUUAAUAUAUAUAAUACAAUAUGCGUCAGUAUGUAGACCUAUAACGUCACUAAAAUGCCAUAUUUUUAGUAACGACUAGACGUCUAUAAACGUAGCAAAAUAUAAUAGGUUAUUGCGACGCUACUUUAUUAAUGACAUAAUAUACAGUAAAAAUGGUAAAAAUUCCAAUAUCACGUCGGUAAUAACGACAGAGUAUAUUUAUGAUUGGAUAAGAUAAAUCGUUGUUUGGAUAAAGUGAACUCGUUAUACUUUUUUAUUUUAUGAAUUCUAUAGAAAAUAAUAUUUGCCAGUGGUAACUAUUUCUUAUUUUGAAAAAUACGUUGCAAACUGAAAUAGACAUUGAAGAAAAAAGAUAGAGAGAGAUAAUGAAAAUUGGCAAAUUUUGGUUUUUGAAAUCGAAUUGAAUUGGGUCAAAUAUUAAUUUUUUCGAGUCAAGUCGAGUUCAAAAGUAGAGUCCUCGUGUAAUAUCGAAUACGAACAAAAAUUUUUGAGCAGAGUAUUCAACUAUUAUUCUUUCCAUCGAUUACUCACAGGGAGUUGUAUGUAUAUUAAUAGUUUAAAAAAUACAAUUAAUAAUUAAAUAUUUUAGAUUAUGAGUGGAGUGAAUAAUGUAUUGGUUUUAAGAUGUUUAUUUUUUUUUUUUAUGUUAACACCUUUCAUGAAAGGAAAUUUUCUUGGGGUGGUGCUUUAGGGAAUUAAUUUUUUGAUUUUCUCAAUUUUCUCAUCAAAUAUGAAAAACCAAUAAAAAGUAAAGAAAAACAGGAAAAUGUACGAAAUAUAUUAUGAUUUUUUUUUCUGUGGAUAACAUUUUUACAAGCAAUUUUGCUCCGAUAUACAAUGAAAGUAUUUUUUAUGAAGGGAAUUGUUAUUGGGAAGGUACUUUAAAAAGUUCUUUUUUCCGGGAUAUUUAUCAAUAAAUGGGAAAAACAUGGGAAAACCGAAAAAUACGUAGGAAAAACGGGAAAAUUGGUUCAUUAAAAUAAUUUUAUCAUUAAGAAAAUAUUUAAUGUCUAUUUAUUUAUUUUACCAUAGUAUGACAUAUAUAUUUUUGACAAAGCAUUACAACAACUGAUCGUCGCUUAGAAUAGUUUUCUAGUUAGCAAUGGUUCAUUGUUGCUAACAGGUAUGUAUAAUGGUACCUGUAAAUUACCUAUAACAGUAACCGCUGCACCUAUCCUUAGUACCCCAGGAAACCUUUUUAUUAUUUAUUAUCAUUUUUCGUUUAAAAUAAGUUUUUUAAUGACAAAUUUUUAAUGGUGCCUUGAUGGUCGUUAUUGGUGAUAUCAACACAAUAUGUAUUAUAAUAGUAUAAUAUUAUUAUAUUAUAACUAGCUGUUGCGCACGUUUUUUCCCGUGUCAGUUUUGAACGAAAAAAAUAAAUAUAAAAUAUUUAAUGUCAAUUUAAAAGUUGAAGAAAAUGAGUUAUAAUAUAAUAUAUGUUAUUUCUGGUUUAAAUCAAUGUAAAGUUUCAGCUAAAUUCGUUUAGUUGUUUUGGCGUGAAGGAGUACCAAACAUCCAAACAAACUUUGGCGUUUAUAAUAUUGGUAGGAUAUUCAUGUCUGCUUCAUUAAAUACGAACAUUUUAUUUAUUGAAGCGUACACGAAUACAAUUUAGUUUAGUAACUAAAUAAAUAUAAUGGCCAUAACCAUUUUGCUAACAAACAAUACAUUAAUCAUAAUGUUAAUAAUAGUUGCUAUGGAUCUAAAAGUAUUAUGAGUUUGUGAAAAUUGGUUAAAUAAUCGAAAAUUCAAUCACGUAUUAAUUAUCUGGAUUAUUACUGUUGCAGAUAGGUACAGAAGACCUGCAACGGUCGGAUUAUUUUUACGAAAACAUUUUGACCAUAUCUUUAUAUUUUAAUAAAUUGUAUUUAAUUAUUUAAAAUGUACCCAAUUCAUUUAAGUGGCAAAUAUUUACGGGGCGUUGUUAAAUAUUAUUAAUUUUUGAAAACUAUUUUUUCUACCAGAAAUAUUGUUUCAAUAGAAAAACAACAAGAAACCAUUUUUGUCGAAUUUCGGAUCUAGAUGCUCAUGGAAAAUGUCGUUUUUGAUUUUUCUAGUUGGUUUCAUAAUAAUUGGGAAAACCAUAAAAAGACGAAAUAUGAUAAACGAUUAAAUUACGGCGUACGAUUUCAUUAUUUUAAAUUUUUACACACGAUGUUUUGUAGCAAAACUAUUCCUCAGAUAUAAAAACGAUAAGAUACAUUUUUUUUUGUUGCAUUUUAAAUUUAAUUGGUAAAUUAGAAAAUUGUUGUUUGAUUUUUCCUGUGGUUUUUUUAAUAAUUGAACAAAACCGAAAAAAAAAAUAACAGGAAAAUUUACGUAAAUAACGCUCUUAUUAUUUUUCAAUUUUGUUUUUUUGUUGUAAUCCAGUUAAAAAUAUUCGUAGAGACUUAAAAUUUUGACAAAUACUUAUAUUAUAUUUGUUUUAUUUGCUAUACGCUGUAAAAUUUUCAUAACAUUUGAUCUAUUUUUGAGCUACUUAUAUGUAUUACUUAUACAUUUUAAUUUUGCGAAUUUUUAAUGUAAUUUUUAUUUGUUAUAUCUACCAAAUAAAAAUUUUAAAUAUCACUGCCUUUCAAAACAUAUAUAACCGAACUUCGUUCCGAAUCGUUUUUCGUUUUUCUUUUGUUUAUCGAUGCUUACAGGUAUAAAUAAAUUAAAUAACUAUGUAUUUUACCCUCCCGACUUUUAACCAACAACAUUAGCUACAACAAUGACGCACCCGUCCGGUUUUUUUAUUUUAAUUUAUCUGUUUAGCUAUCCAUAUGUAUACAAAUUGUGAAAGAACUAUGUAUAAAUGCUUUCAAAUAACAAUUAAUGACAUUAACAAAAAAAUUGGACAAACUUUCAUUAAUAUUAUUGUUAGUGAGACUUCUGAAAUACGGAGCUUAUACAUAGCAAAUUGACUUUUUGGAGUUAAGGCUGGAUUACUCCUAAUAGCAUAAUAUAAUAAAUCCAUUGGAGUUCAUCCUCAUUCAAUAACUGUACUAUAUUCUUUGAAUAUUUUUUAAUCACCAUUUUUUUUUUUUUUGGCCAUUUUUAAAAUAGUUUUAAAAUUAAAAAAAAGAGCUGACACUGGGGAUGGGAGCGACCAUUGUUGUAGGUGAGAAGUUGGGAAGGUAGGAAACAUAAAGUUAUUUCUUUUAUAUCUGUAAGCAACGAUUAACUAUUGUACGUUUUCCUACGUUUUUUCCCACUUAAGUGCCUUAAAAAAUACCUGUCUAAAGUAUCAUCUAGAAAACUUGAGCUUUCAGAAAAGUUACUAUACGUAGAAAUCGAAGUAAGUUAUUAGGAAAAAACGUGUCCAUAGACUAAAACCAAAAACAAAGAAAAAAAAUAGUAAAUAUCUUGGUAAAACCAAUAGCUCAAUCGCUACGCUCGGAAUCUAAAAAUUAGGUUUCAGAAAAGUGUUUCUAACAAAGAAUUGUAAUUUACCGUAGUUCAUUUUAAAAAGUUUUCUUGUACAUUUUCAUAGGGUAUAGUAAGUUCCCUUUUUUUUUGGUACUCUAGUGGAAAUUAGUGCUUUAUUUUUUUGGCUAACUUUAUUGAACUUUAUUUACUUCAAUAUGGAUCUCGUUUAAUAGGCUAGGCAGGCAAGUGUAAAUCGUCGUACUUAUAUUUUAUAACUGUGGUGAUGACCCAAAAAUGACUACGCCUUGAUACAUGACGGUAUCGUACCGGUAUCAGUGCCUUGAAGUUGAUGGACAUUUUUAAUAAUAUUAUUAUUUUCUUAAAUGAAUUAGAUCACGACCACGGUGAAGGAACUUCUUCUGAUUUCGGAUACUAUAAGACGCCGUAAGAUACGCUUAGAUCAGGUAAGCAUGCUUUAUUGAACCUAGAAUGUUGUAGUCUGUAGAUAACUGUUAUAAUAUUCGGUUUUAAAUUUUUUUAAAUAUAUUAAAUAUACCUGUAAUUUUUUAAUUUAUAAAAUAUGUUGCUUGUACACGUAGUGUAUGAAACGAAAUUUGCAGAUUUACAAAUAUUAUAUUUAAAUUAUGAAAUUAAUGAAAAUUGGCUAUGAUUUUAACCAUAGUAAAAACAAUCAUCAUAUAUUAUUCAACUAUUUCUAAGUGUAAAAAUUACUUUUGUUCGUCUUCUUGUUAAGCAUUUUAAAUAAUACAAGGCUCUGAAUGGAUGCCAUAUAACAAGGUAGUUACUACUGAGUAGUUCUAUAGUAGAAUCGAAAUAAUUUAUCGAUGCAAUAUAAUAUUUGAUAUACUUAUUAUAAUAGAGUAUUGGGAAGAAUACGUUCCUUUCAUAAGAACCAAGCUUGGAACGAGUUCUUUUUCAAAUAUAGAAAUAACAAACGGAAAAGAUUUUCUAUUUAUGAGGAACCUAAACGUAUUUUCGUUUACUCCUAUAUGAAAUGGGAACGAUUUUUUUUUUUUUUAAAGAUAAAAGGAGCGAGAACAAGCUCCUUUUUUUAAAAAAAGAACGAGAAACGGGAACGUAUUUCUUUUUUGUAGUAUAAACGAGUAACGGGAACGUAUUUCUUUUUUGCAGUAUAAACGAGAAACAGGAGUGAAUUCCUUUUUUAAACGGGACUUUUUCGACACUGGUUAUUGUCAUCAUUGUAUAGAUAAUUACUGGUUCGGGAAAAAUGGCCACCCUAUAAUAUACCAUUUGUGUUUAUUUUACAAUGUUGUUAAUUUUAAUAUGAAUUAAAUCUAAUUUUUAUUUGUUUCAGAUAACGCGGAUUAUUUCUAAUGGAAAAGAAAAAAAAAAUCUUAAUACCUAAGAAUUGGAUUUUAAUAUUAUUAAGCAAUGGUCGUUAACUACCAUUUUUAGAUGUGUGUGUGUGUGUGUGUGUGUGUGUGUGUGUGUGUGUGUGUGCAUUUUGUUACUUUUUUUAAUAAUUAUUUUUUUAUUACAUAUUCGCUAUUAAAUCAUAAUAUUAUUAUAAUAUAAUGAUAUAUUCGGAGUUAAACCGAAUAUUUUAUAAUUACAAGGUUUUUUUAAUUAAAAUCCUGCACUCUUGUAAAAAUCGUCGACGAACUUUUAGGCAGCUCUCCAUUAGAUCGACGUAAUUGACGCAAUGAAACUAAAAACAAAACAAUGAAAUCAUUGUAUGCGACGAGUUUCAUGUUUAUUUGCUCAUUCGAGCGAUUUAGGUUGCAUUGUUAAAAUUGUACUUGUAUUAUUUUUUGACAAUUUGUCACUAUAGCGUCUAUAGCAUCAACCGUGUAUUAAAAAUGGAAUCGGAUAAUUCAGAUGAUAGUGUGAUAGUGAUCUGGGUUUUUUCAAAAAAAAAAUGUAUUUUGAGUUCAUUCCUAGUUAGCUAAUAGUGUAAGAAAAAAAAUACUCAUGUUGCUUCAAGAGAGCUAUUGUAACAUACAGAAUAUUUUCAAUUAUUCAAUCGAAUAAGUAAAGAAAGUUUUUCUGAACUUAAUAACUUUUUUGGAUCUUUUUUCUUGGCCAUAUUUAUCAAAGUUGUAGACGACCGUUGCAAUGAAAUUGAAUAUGUUCAGUCGCGUGCGAUUAUUAUGGCCGCAGUCGCCGUAACAAUAGUCGCGUUGUAUGUUUAAGAGUAAUUUUAUUUAUAAGUUUUGGAAAAAUAGACUUAAUAAAAGUCACCAGUUUUGUCAGUUGCGUCGCGCUAGUGGGAGAGCGGCCUAGGAUCAAAAAAUCAAAAAAAUUUCCAACUUCAUAAAACAAAAGAACCAAACAAAUUUUGUGGGGAAAACAAUUAUAAUUCUCGGAAGAAUAAUACUUUCAGACAAACUCGGUAUUUAAUUUUAAUAGAUUUAUUUUACCGAUUUUCUCGGCGUUUAUCAAUAAAAACGUAGGUGUAAUAUCAAGGUUCUCGUAAUUUUCUUUCUUAAAUUUUAUGAAAUUCGUUUCAUAAAAUUAAAUAUUAUAAAUAUUCAUAAAUAAAAAUAUGUAUUACACGUCGAAGGGCAUUAUUAAUUUUCGCAAUUAUUAGUUAAAUUAUUUAGGUACUUAUGUUGUAUAAUUUCAGCCUGAUCACCUGAUCGGAUGAAAAGUACACAAUAAUAACGAAAAUAUAUUUUAUGAAUGGCGAAAAAUUGACAAACGUAAGCAUAGAUAAUAUGACGAAUGAAACACGUCUAUAAGUAUGUAUGGAGUUGAGGCCUUUUUUCCCUGUUAUCUAAGCGUAUGGAGUACUUUUUGAUGUUAUUUUUGUUCUAUGUUAUGGCUGUUAUGUGUAACACAGUUUCUUUUCACUUGUUAGUAUAAUAUCAUUAGUUUUAUAGUUAAUAUAUUAUAAUCUAUUUGUAAUCAAUAAUGGUAAUAUUAAGAUUUAUUAUUUAAACAAAAACCAAAACUCAGAUACUACUAGUGUGUUAUUAUUAUUUAUUAUAAUUACCUCAUACAAACUCUUAAAACUGACCGUAUGAUAUGCUACAAUGACCAACCCAUUCCUUUAUUAUCAAUGAACAUGGCCCGCCAAUUAUUUUAUAAAACUAUAUUUUGACUGGCAAAAAAUUGUUUACCAAAAAUAAAUUCCAGGCUAUACCCGAAAUCUAUUUAAAAUUAAUAUUUGGAAUUUCUCCGACAACUUUCAUCCCAAAUAUCGAUAUUUUAUAGUCUUAACCUAUUCGACAAGGUCAUUUGCUUUUAUUUUAAAUUGUAUUUAAUAACUUUAAAAUUAUGUUUAAUUUAUAUUAUAGUAAUUAAUCAAAUAAUAUAAAAGGGGUACACGUAAAUUGUGAAUUUCAACGAUUCGCUGGUAUUGCGCAAUUAAAUAAUAUAAUAAAACGUCAUACGAUUAUAAUAUUAAUGUAUUAUAAUUACAACGACGAAGUAGAGGAACUUCCGAGCGUAAACCAGGUGACGAAAAUUUAAUUUUCGCUAAACAUUUUGGAUUUUUAAAUGAGAGCUGAUAACGCUAAUAGAUCAGCCUCUAAGGUUUGGGAUUUAAAAAUAACCGUGAAAUUUAAUUGAUGAAAAGUCAAAUGUGUUUACAUAUUAUUCCAUCAGGUUAGGUACCUACGAAAAACCGUAAAUUCGUCCCUGAUAACUUAUAGUAUUAUUGUAACUUACUUAGGACGUAACAAGCGACAAUAUAUCGUUGGUUAUCAUUUCAAAAUUCGUGUUCUUCCACUCCAGAAUUAUAUUAAGUCCCAGAUUAUAGGUAUUAUUACAUGGGCAUACGGAAAAUACCACCAAUACGGAUUUUCGGCGAGACAUUGAUUUUCGUCAAUUUUUGAACGUAUAAAUAUUGUAUUCUUAUUAUUAGGUACACUCCCAUCUAUGUAAGAUUUAUAAUAAUAUAAAUAAGUUUAUGUUCAUUCCCAUGACAGUUGCAGAAUGCAUAAAAACUCAAUACUUAACUUAAUAUAUUUUUCCCUUACCGUUUUAGCAUUGCUGGUAUAUGCACAUCACGCUACAAUUUUAUAAUAACCAUAAUAACAUUAAUAAUUUUAAGUAAGUAUAUAGUAAUAUUAUAACCAUAUAUAACGAUGGACACGCGAUCUCCUUAUAAUUUUAACGUCAUAAUUAUUGUUUUGUUUUUUUUUUAAAAAAUCUCGUAUUAUUAAUAUUAUAUAAUUUUAUAUAAUUA
This is a messenger RNA of Cinara cedri, 26499 nucleotides long. NCBI's taxonomy places the organism in Eukaryota, Metazoa, Arthropoda, Insecta, Hemiptera, Aphididae. The record is from the annotation of a GenBank genome assembly.